Molecule: messenger RNA, 2288 nt
Organism: Carassius carassius (crucian carp)
Lineage: Eukaryota; Metazoa; Chordata; Actinopteri; Cypriniformes; Cyprinidae
Product: cis-aconitate decarboxylase-like
Exons: 5
Coding region: 32-1465 (477 amino acids)
Molecular function (GO): lyase activity
Source: RefSeq, a predicted model, not a curated record
UGAACUCACAGUAGGAUUCAGACCUCACACAAUGAUCAGAAAGGGAGUUACUGAGAGUUUUGGGGCAGCAGUGUCCUGUCUGAGCACAUCUCAUCUGACAGAUGAAGUGAUAAGGAGGAGUAAGCGAAUGAUACUGGACACGCUGGGAGUGGGAUUGCUUGGAACCAGCACCCCAGUCUUUAACACAGUACUUCAGUUCAGCCAAAGGCAGCAAGCACUAGAAAACAGCAAGGUCUGGGGCAGACCAGGAUUAUCUCUUCCACCUCACUAUGCUGCCUUUGUUAAUGGAGUUGCGGUGCACUCUAUGGACUUUGAUGACACCUGGCAUCCAGCCACUCACCCCUCCGGCGCUGUGUUGCCGGCUCUCCUAGCACUGGCUGAAACUUUACCUGGUAAACCCUCCGGCCUGGAGCUGUUGCUGGCUUUCAGUGUAGGCAUAGAGGUUCAGGGGAGACUCCUGAGGUUUUCUAAAGAGGCACACAACAUUCCCCAAAGAUUCCACCCGCCUGCAGUUGUUGGGAUUAUGGGCAGCGCAGCUGCUACCGCUAAACUUUUGGGUCUCCCGUCGGCCCAGAGCAUAGCAGCUCUAGCGAUAGCCUGCUCAUCUGCUGGAGCGCCCAUGGCAAACGCUGCGACUCAAACCAAACCUCUCCACAUGGGCAAUGCUGCCCGGGGGGGUCUGGAGGCCUCCCAACUCGCUCUCCUCGGCCUGGAGGGUAACACACAGAUUCUGGAUCUGGAAUCAGGCUUCGGGGCCUUCUAUCCAGAUUAUGUCCCUCACCCACUGGCUGAGGUCACCCCUACUUCUCAGUACAGGUGGGUGUUAGAAAACCAGAACAUUGCACAGAAGCGCUUUCCCGCCCACCUCGGGAUGCACUGGGUGGCGGAUGCAGCAGUAGAAGCUAGGGCGAAAUUUUUGGACAAAUAUCCAAAUGCAGAUCUCAGUCAAAUCAAGAAGAUCACUCUCAGAGUUCCCUCAUCCAGAUAUGUAAACUGCCCUCUUCCGCUAAGCGAGCACCAGGCCAGACACUCUUUCCAGUUCAACUGCUGUACCGCACUGCUGGAUGGAGAGGUCACCGUCGACUCCUUCAGCAAAAGCCAGAUGAACAGGAGUGCCCUAAAGGAGAUGCUUCUGAAAGUACGUUUGGAAAAUCCACAAGACAAUCACUCGAGCUUUGAAAAAAUGUAUUGCGAAAUUGCAGUGGAGACAACUCAGGGGGAAACGUUCACUGCGCGCUGCAACACUUUUUAUGGUCACUGGAGGAAACCACUUAGUCAUGAGGAUCUGGUGAGGAAGUUCAGGGCUAACGCUUCGACUGUGCUGACCUCUGAUGUUGUGGAGGGUAUUAUUUACACUGUAGACCGUCUGGACACAAAUCAAGACUGUUCAAUGCUUUGGUCAUACAUGCACUUUAAUAAGCACAUGAUGCACAGAAAUGAGCGCCGCUACUCAGCUUUGGCCUGAAUUAUUGUGUAAAGUGGCACCAUUAAAAAAAAAAAAAACACCUGGCUACGUGUUCUGUGCUAGACUAACAGAGACUUGUCAUGGCUCUUGUAUACUGUUGUUGAUCUCUUGUUGCUCCGACUGCUUCUAUUGUUCUCAUUUGUAAGUCGCUUUGGAUAAAACUGUAUGCUAAAUGAUUAAAUGUAAAUUUAUGCUAAUAUAUCAUAAUAAGUAUAAUAAUACGUAUCAUAUUGAAACUUGUCAUUACUUUGUUCCUUAUUAUCACGUUCGUAGAUUUGUACAAUGUAUAGUUCGGAAAUAAUUCCUAGCAACUUUUGGAUGGUAAAAAUGGUAAAUAUAAAUUCUGAUGAGGUUGUGUUGUUUUGUGACUUAAAUCUAAAAUCUGCAUUUUAUAUUACAACCGAAUUAUGUACUCAGCAAAACCAACUCUCAUCUGGUGAUUAGUAAGUAUUUAUUUUGGACCUUGUCUAUAUAUUUGAAGAGCAUUUUCAGUGUAUUCUGGCUACCCUACAGUAUUUCUGCAAUGUCAGAAUUUUUUUUUUUUUUUUUUUUUUUUUUUAAAUACACAGCAUUAAGUAAUAAUGUUUUUUCAUCAGAUGCAGUUUUUCCAAGAAAGUGAAGAGUAAGUUCCUUUCUCUUAAACUGAAAGUGGAGGGAGACAAUAGUUUUGUACAUUUUCACAUUUCUGAAUGAAAGGUUUCACAUCAUUUUUUUUUACAUUGUUUUUACAUCACUAUGUUUUCUGUUCUGUUUCUGUUUUUUUCUAUUCCAUAUUGAAAUGAUCUUUGUUGUAUUUGUUGUUUAUCUAAUAAAGUCAUUUACA